GCAGUGAUCGGAAUGAUAUGGCUGCAGCUGGAUGUUUAGUUUGAUCGUUUAAUUUGUGAAGGAGACACGUACAAAUGUGAACAUCUCAACCUUCAUUGCUUACGAAGCCGAUGCGUAAGAAUCAUCCAACUUUAUGACUUGAAAGAUCAGUUCACUGGUUUGCAGUAGAAGAAAAAAUGUGGAAGCGUACUUUAAUGACAUAUGUUGGAAGUCUAUCACGGCCUACAUAAACAAAAUGGACAAGAUAUCUAUUUUAUUCGCAACGCCUUUUAUGCGGAUUAUAUAAUAAAAAAUAGUAGUAGUGUGUGAGAAGCUCUCAUCAUCAUAUUUCACCAUAUGGUUACGGAUGAGAGGAAGUGGAACUUUUAUUAAAUCAAGGAGAACCUGAAUCCGGGAUGGCGAAGCAUGUCUUAAAUCUUAAAUUGAACUGUGUUGCUAUCUGUCAAUAAUUGAUUAAUUGGGCACUGGCCUGAUUCUUAGAUGAAACGAAUUUCAACGACAUCCUCUUUUCAUUUGCCUUUUAAUCACUGAAGAGUUAUAAUUGGCUAACCGAUAUGGAGUUUACGAAGCUUUGUUGUCUUUUAUUAAUUGUUACCUAUCAAUAUCUUCCAAUCAAAUGAAUAAAGCUGCUGAUUUGAUCGCCAUGAACACAUGUUUUGAAAGGAUAUACAGUUAUUGCACACCUCUAAUAAUCAGCGCCGGCCGCACAGAAACAUUGUUAGCCUAACAGAGUGCUAACAGUAAGCCCAGUCACAUCUUUCGGAUUGUGAAAUCAAAACAUGUAUUUCAAUGUGUAAGUAAUGCAUUGUUGUAGCAUUAGGCAUCGCUGCCACAUUACCGGUUGUAACAGGGCCUCUGUUAGCGCAUUGUUAGCGCUAACAACGUUUCUGUGCGGUCAGUGCAGAAAGCUAAAGAUCACUUUCAAUUUACAGUUGAAGGAAAUAUCUGAAAGCCUUGGUAAAAGGCACGGUCAUCGAUUUAAUACAUUCAAACGAAUAGAUGGAUGCAUUCAACUCAACGGCUGGGCUUGAGGGGGAAUCAUCCAGCAUAGUGCCAAUUGUCGUCGCUGUCGUUGUGAGCCUCGUUGUCGCAGCGACAGUCACGGGUAACCUAUUGGUGAUUCUCGCGUUCUUUACGACGCGCCGUCUCCGGACAUACAACAACCAUUUCAUACUCGGAUUGGCCAUCGCGGAUUUUCUCGUAGGUGCUAUCGGCAUGCCGAUGUUUGGAGUGGUCUUUAUCCUCGGUCGAUGGCCGUUUGGGGCAAUUUUCUGUGAUAUAUUUUCGUAUUGCGACCACGCCUUCAGUCACAUAAGCGUGGUCUCUGUAACGAUCAUCAGUCUCGAUCGCUUUGUCGCCACCGUUUAUCCUCUCCAUCAUCGUUCUCACUGGCGAAGUCGAUCACAAGCCCUCCUUCUAGUAUCAAUUGCGUUUCUAGUCCCCCUGAUAACUUGGGCACCUCCAACUAUCUUCUGGAGUCACGUGCAUAUUGGGAGUGAGAACAAUACCUUUAUUGCCUCGAAAGAUUGCUUACCCGACUACUUGGUGAGUGAUUUCUUCAGCAUUCUAUCUCCGGUGUUGUUUUUCUGGAUUCCUUUCACUAUCACAACGUUAUUUUACAUAAAGAUAUACAGCGUCAUACAUGCUGUCGUAGUGCGAAAGGGUAACAACUGGACAAUGCGGAAUUUAACCAGGCGAAGAUGUUUUCAGACUGAAGAUUAUAAUCUACCAAGAAAACAUAGUUUGGACCAUGCUGACUUAAGCGCGAUGCCGUCCGUAUUUAGUUCCAGCACUUCCAGGGAAGUGAAUGGCAAAGGAAAUAUAUCAGAGAGGAAAACGGAAUGUCCAUCAGAGCGAUAUUGCAAACAGAGAAGCUUCCUCUUGCCAUUGGAUUACAAAUGUUCCAAUUUUGCCUUCGUAAACAGUGCCUUCGAACCUGACACUCAAGACAACCUAACCCAAAAUGCUCUGGGUCGUCGAUGGGUUUCUGAGCAAUCAAUGAACACAGUUUCUUACGAAGCGGGUGCAUCCGUCCACCGAGUAACCCAUAAAAGUAGAUCUCACUCUGCUUCUUCAGUAUUUGACAGAUUUAGAAACGAACGAAGCAGUAGUUGGACAGUUGAGCUCGCUAGUAGCAAAACAGAUGCAAAUAAGUGCCAUACAUGUUACGGAAACAUUGGUUCUAGUUUCUAUACGAAAUCAAAUACUCCCAAACAGCUUUUUGAUAGACCAACUGAUCUUCAAAGUAGACCUACUCCAUCGGAUAUUAACAAAGUUAGUAAAUCAUGUAUAGACCUAGAUAGUGAUAAGUGUUACUUUUCAAAUAGUUUUGAUUAUAUGAGUUAUAGCAAUAGUAUGGGUAACGUAGGCCUAUCCAAUCAAGUGAUCAUCACUAAAAGCCUUUCGCCUGGAGGAGCUUAUGUGACCGUUGGUAGGACCAAUGAUGUAGUAAUGGUCCGAAAGUUACCUUGCAAAUUUAUGAAGGAUUGCCGCAACCAGAGAUAUAUAGAUAACAGUGAAAUAACACGUUCAGGUGAGUUGGCUACCACUUACUCUAUGCCCCAAGAGACAAACUCUGGAAAUAACUUACGGGGUACGACCGGAAGUGGGUUCAUCCAAUCGAGGAAGGCAUUGCAAGGCGAGUAUUUUGUAAAUGGAAGAAAGUCGAAGGUCAAGACUAACUACACAUCUGAAAACGGUGAUAAAAUAGAAGACUUUGUCGAGGAAGGAUCAUUGAUAAUUGACCCACAAACUUCUACCAAACCUCAAAGUUUGUCUGGCAACUCUGGCAUAUGGUGUGGUGAUGACAGUCAACAAGAUGUGCCCCUGGAUGGCAUCGAUGAUAUGCCUCAGUUAAUCAAAAGCACAGUGACGGAUAGGCGACUCAAACAUCAGAACACAAAAGGGAUUCGAACUCUGGGUUUCAUCAUCGUGGCCAUGUUUAUUACUUGGGCGCCUUGGGCUGUUAUCGUCAUCAUCUUAAGUUUGUGUGAGGACUGCAUUCCCGAAAUACUCUACUCGGAUUGGGUGCCAGAUGCUGUUGAUGUGGAGGCCAGGGUCUUGAGGCACAGUGUGGUGUUGAUGUAUCUCAAUGGCUUCCCUGACCCUUCUGGUAUUCCAGUGCCGGAUGUUGGUGAUUAG
Lytechinus pictus (painted urchin) is the source of this 3141-nucleotide messenger RNA. RefSeq lists its product as uncharacterized. Bases 1000 to 3141 code for a protein of 713 amino acids. The record is from RefSeq and is a predicted model, not a curated record. Gene Ontology annotation, biological process: adenylate cyclase-activating adrenergic receptor signaling pathway. Gene Ontology annotation, molecular function: G protein-coupled receptor activity; dopamine neurotransmitter receptor activity, coupled via Gi/Go. The transcript is spliced from 3 exons. Lineage: Eukaryota; Metazoa; Echinodermata; Echinoidea; Temnopleuroida; Toxopneustidae. Gene Ontology annotation, cellular component: plasma membrane.